AUGGCUACAUGCGGUCCACAACAGACCAUCAUCAAUGAAGGAAAAAAGCUAUGCUGUUACUAUGACACGAAAAAUAUACCAACAAUUGGUGUUGGCUUCAAUUUACAACGUACAGAUGCUGCAACAGUUAUGGCAAAGUACCAUUUGACACUUGCAAAUGUCUUAAAAGAUUGUAGCCAGAGCACGUCUAAUAGCUGCCUGAAGAGUGAAGACGCUGACGGUAUUUUCAACACCAUAUCAUAUCCAGAAGCUGCUGCCUGUGUUGAUCGAUAUGUACCCAAUUUACCAACAAUCAAACGGGCGGGAAUAAUUGAUGUGGCCUUUGCUGGUUGUGCGACACUGAAUAAAUUUGUUAAUAUGAAAAAUGCUUUAGAAAGAAAAGAUUGGAAAAAAGCUGCUGAAGAAUUGCGAAAUUCUGCUUGGUGUCAGCAAGUGAAAGCAACACGAUGUGAUUCAGAUUAUAACUGUAUCAUAGAUGAAUCAUGCUCGGGUCAAUCUUGUGGACAUUUCACGACGACUUGUUCAUCGAAUUCUGAAUGUUCCUGUUUUCGUACAUCAAACGGUACUGGAUUUUGUGCUUUAAGUGAUUCGUGUUCAAAAUUUACGGAUUGCACUUCCUGCCUUUCAUCAACUUCAGUAUGUAUUAUUGACUCAUGUUGUCAACGACCAAUAUGUUAUCCAUUAUCUUUGGGAGAAUCAUGUACUUCCUCACCAAGUGGCCGUAACUUUCAAUCACAUGCUCAGCUAAACUUGAAACCAUCUCAUGAAACAAUGAGUGGAAUGUAA
Messenger RNA from Rotaria sp. Silwood2, 786 nucleotides. The record is from the annotation of a GenBank genome assembly. Lineage: Eukaryota; Metazoa; Rotifera; Eurotatoria; Philodinida; Philodinidae.